Dipodomys ordii (Ord's kangaroo rat) is the source of this 1109-nucleotide messenger RNA. RefSeq names its product RWD domain containing 2A (gene Rwdd2a). The coding region runs from base 1 to 879 and encodes 292 amino acids. Lineage: Eukaryota; Metazoa; Chordata; Mammalia; Rodentia; Heteromyidae. The transcript is spliced from 2 exons. Gene Ontology annotation, molecular function: protein binding. The record is from RefSeq and is a predicted model, not a curated record.
AUGGAGUCCUCGGUGCGGGACAGCCUGCAGCUGCAGCUGGUGGAGAUGGAGAUGCUGCUGUCCAUGUUCCCGGGCCCCGGCGAGGUGCGGCUGGAGGACGUGAACGCGCUGACAGCGGUGAGGAGGUUCCUGGGCGGUGCCAGGGAGGCGCUGCCGCCGCGCAUUGAGUUUGAGAUCACGCUCCAGAUGGAGGAACCCAAGGUGACAAUUGACCUGCAGGUGGCCAUGCCGCACCUCUACCCGUUCGCGGCGCUGCAGCUGUUCGUCCGGUCCCCGCAGCUGGACCGCGCGCAGCAGCUGCUCCUCAACGACGACCUCACCGCCUACCUGGGCGCCUUCGACCCCGGGGAGCUGUGCGUGUGCGCCGCCGUGCAGUGGCUGCGGGACCACGGCGCCGCCUACUUCCUCCGCCCCAAGCCAGAGAGCGCGCCGUCGCCGCGCGCCAAGCCCGUCAAGAACACCUUCCUGCGCAUGUGGAUCUACAGCCACCACAUCUACCAGCAGGACCUGCGCAAGAAGAUCCUGGAAGCGGGGAAGCGGCUGGACGUGACCGGCUUCUGCAUGACGGGCAAGCCGGGCAUCAUCUGCGUGGAGGGCUUCAAGGAGGGCUGCGAGGAGUUCUGGCGCACCAUCCGCUACCCCAGCUGGAGGCACAUCUCCUGCAAGCACGCCGAGAGCGUGGAGACCGAGGGCGACGGCCACGACCUGCGCCUCUUCCACUCCUUCGGGGAGCUGCUGCUGGAGGCGCACGGCGACUACGGGCUCCGGAAGGACUACCACAUGGACCUGGGCCGCUUCCUGGAGUUCCUCAAGAAGCACAAAAGCGAGCACGUCUUCCAGAUAUUGUUUGGCAUUGAGAGCAAAAGUUCGGACGCCUAGGGACGCAGGUGCAGAGGCCGGGCUGGUCCCCCCCACCCCCGGCCAGCCCGUCCGCCAACCACACCCACGACGAAAGGCCAUCUGGACCCCAGAGACAGAAACCUGCCCAGCCCCAGACUUCUCCACUGCUCGUGGAACAAACAGGCCUUUUUCCCCUUGCUGUCAGCGCCAUUGUGAUGUCCCUCCGCUUCCCGUGUUGUCAUUCGAAUACUAUUUCCUUGUAAAUUAAU